Messenger RNA from Penicillium atrosanguineum, 2466 nucleotides. RefSeq names its product DUF803 domain membrane protein. The coding region runs from base 1 to 2466 and encodes 821 amino acids. Gene Ontology annotation, molecular function: magnesium ion transmembrane transporter activity. Gene Ontology annotation, cellular component: membrane. Gene Ontology annotation, biological process: magnesium ion transport. The record is from RefSeq and is a predicted model, not a curated record. The transcript has a single exon. NCBI's taxonomy places the organism in Eukaryota, Fungi, Ascomycota, Eurotiomycetes, Eurotiales, Aspergillaceae.
AUGGACUCUUCACAGCAGCAGCUGGUAGCAGGCCUGCUUACAUCGCUCGUAUCUUCGACUAUCGCGCCAUCCGCCACAACCCCGACCUUCGCCUCCUAUUCGCGCUACGCUCAUUCUGUUCCUCCUUCCUCGACUGCGGUCCCUCCACAUAACCGUAAUGGCGACGGACAAAGCCAUAUGCAUGAGUGGUCGUCACUUAUUGGUAUUACCACGGCAUUAAUCGGUAAUGUCUUCAUCUCAGUGGCGCUCAAUAUCCAGCGCUACGCGCAUCUUCGAAUCGCUCGUGAAUGGGAAGAAGAUAAGAGCAGACACAAGGCGGAAUGGCGGCGCACGCAUUCAGAGUCCUCCUUUGAAAACCGGUAUGGGGCUCUUGGAAACGAUGAUGCGAACGAAUCCCGAGGACACUCGCGGAAGCAAAACCGGCGUAAUGAAAGUCGCGGCUUUUCGCCGUACCGUGAUGAGGACGGCAAUACGAGAGAUAGUAGCAACACCUCUUCGCGAGAUUCUUUCGAGUCCGAUCGGACUGCCCGCCCUGGCGACGGAGAACACCAGCGCAAGUCCUAUCUCAAGUCUCCAUACUGGUGGGUUGGAAUCGUGCUUAUGUGUCUUGGUGAGAUGGGCAACUUCAUGGCCUACGGAUUCGCACCAGCUUCUAUUGUGUCUCCUCUAGGUGUUGUGGCUUUGAUAUCGAACUGCGUUAUCGCCCCAUGUCUUCUGAAAGAGAAGUUCCGAUCGCGGGAUUUCUGGGGCGUUUUGGUCGCUAUCGCAGGUGCUGUGGUUGUCGUGCUCAGUGCCAAGGACUCUGAAGAGAAGUUGGGCCCUGAGGAAAUUUGGAUGAUGAUCACUCGCUGGGAAUUUGAGCUCUAUCUAGGCUUGACCACUGGGCUGAUCAUUGCUCUUAUGUGGGCUAGCUUCCAGUAUGGCUCACGCUCAAUACUCAUUGAUGUCGGGCUGGUGGCACUGUUCGGUGGAUAUACAGCUCUUUCUACAAAGGGUGUUUCUUCACUGCUGUCGUUCACCCUCUGGCACGUCAUCACUUUCCCCAUCACAUAUUUGCUCGUGUUUGUUCUUGUCUUCAGCGCAUUGAUGCAAAUUCGCUACAUCAACCGCGCCCUGCAACGUUUCGACUCGACCCAAGUGAUCCCGACUCAGUUCGUUCUCUUUACCUUGUCCGUCAUCGUUGGAAGUGCUGUCCUCUACCGUGACUUUGAGUCAAUGACGGCCGAGCGUGCAAUGAAGUUCGUGGGAGGAUGUUUUUUGACAUUCCUGGGAGUUUAUUUCAUCACCAGUGGUAGGGCUCGGUCCGAUGACGAAUCUACCUUUUCCACUGAAGACGAAGAAGAAGCCAUUGGCUUGCUGCACGGCGAACGAUACCAUGAUCGAAUUGAUCUCUCCCCUCCUGGCCAUCAUAUUGGAUUGUCAAAAACACUGCAUUCCGCUCCUGGUGUAGAUGUUGACGUCGUGCACUCGCCUUCAGGAUCUCUUGCGAGUCGUGGGAUCGACGGAGUCGAUGAGAACGAGCUCACACCUCGAGGGGUCCUAUCUGCUGUAUCAUCAUCUCCUGCAGGCUCAUUGACCGCCGGGUCGACUUUUUCGGGCCCCGAGCUGGACCACGCAUCUCCUUUGCGCCCACCUUCUCGCAUGUCCAACCCAUGGGCAGACUCGGAUCAACCUCUCGCGACACCCCAAUCCGAUACGGUGCUUUACCGCCCCACUACUCCUUCACCUCGCGCUGGUGAUCCCAUCCAGGAAUCAACAGUCCUUCUUCAGUUCCCUCCGGCACCCGGCGCAGAGCAUUCAACUCCCGAUGGUGUACCAGCAACUAUUCGUCGUGCCUCCACCCCGGCUGCUGGAAACGAACCCCAUGUUCUUCUCGAGACGCCCUCCCGACGCGUUUUGCGCAGCUCCCUCUCUCACCGGUUCUCACCCGGUCCUCUUCUCCCUACUCUUUCGGGUGGUUUCAGUGCCGUAGUUGCCGAAUCCCUUCGCCGUGGCGAAGGCAGUCCUUUGAAAGACCGCAGCAGGCGGAAACUAGGUCGUCGCAGGCAACUUGAUGGCGCAUUUGACCGAGGGACGGGCCGUCACCAAGAUGGCGAUCUUGCACAACCGAGGGCCGAUGUCGAUGGCCUUGAAAACCAGUUGACACUUGCCAAUGCUCGUCUCCAGUCCGCCACAAACCCGGCAGAGCCAUCCGCCAAGGCCGCUCGCUCCACGCCUGCGCUUGCUGUCGAGCUCUACACCACGGAGCCUCACACCACCGAUGAAGAAACAACACGGCUCCGCAGCUUCAGUGACUCGUGGAGCGGUGGCCUCGCAUGGCUGGGCGGUGCAUUGAAAAAGCAAAAUCAGCCCGUCGAUAGCGGUGCGGUGACGCAAGGCACCGUAACUCCGCAGGCCAGCGAGGGACCCUCGGCACAAGGUGAAAACCAACACAAUGCAAACACCGAGAGCGAACCUCGGACAUAA